Pseudogymnoascus verrucosus is the source of this 1996-nucleotide messenger RNA. RefSeq lists its product as uncharacterized. Gene Ontology annotation, molecular function: structural constituent of cell wall. Gene Ontology annotation, cellular component: fungal-type cell wall. Gene Ontology annotation, biological process: fungal-type cell wall organization. NCBI's taxonomy places the organism in Eukaryota, Fungi, Ascomycota, Leotiomycetes, Thelebolales, Thelebolaceae. The coding region runs from base 828 to 1913 and encodes 361 amino acids. The transcript is spliced from 2 exons. The record is from RefSeq and is a predicted model, not a curated record.
AGUUGGAAUUGCAUCCGAGUCCCAUGAAAAGUAUCGUCUGGUCCACAGUGUGCAAGUUCCUCAUGUGGAAUUCUCGUGGGUCUUCUCUGCCUUGAAAUCAUCGUCGUAUGAUUUGAGGACCCUUUUUCGUCACUAGCUACGGCCUGAAGGGUCAUUAGUUGCACCGGCGCAUUUAUUGGUUGACCCUUCUAGGACCCUGUUACCCAAGCAUGUUCUCGGCCCCAAUGCUGAGCAAAUAAAUGGCAAUACGCGCGCACGGGUGUGAAUUCACAUUUUUAGUGUUGUGGUAUAGUCCGGACUUGGGAUCUGCACACCAACAAGGCUUAUCUAUCACACGCUAUAUUUGCUCUGAGCUGGGGUUGCAUGCAUCAGUCUGGGCUAAGUUAAGCUCCACACUCCCAAGCGGCCUUCAGCAGCCAUUUCGUCAUGUCCCCGGGUUAUUAUGGGAAGCACACUCCCUUCUUCGGUGCUAAUAGGUGGGAAUAAGUGUUUUCUCUCCUUCGCAACCUGCGGGCCGAGUGUUUUACUUUAUUUCAACCACACGUAAGAAAAUCUGUCAUCGUGUGGAGGUCCUCGCUACUUGCCAACUGCUGCCAGCUAUUUCUGUUGUCUCAUCUAAUGAACCACGGCUACGAGUAUGUCCUGAUUCCAGCAUUCUCAUGCCAGGUAUUACUGUGGGUCUGUCAUCCGUCAGUCUUAGCUCUGCCUCGAGAGGCCUACAAAGCAGCACGAUUUCCUCUUUCCUAACCUUUUCCUUUUUCCACCUUACAACAUAACGUUCGUUGUAUUGCUGUAACCCGGACCCUUCGUUCUCAAUAAUAGCUAUCAUGCGUUACACAUUCGCUGCUGCUGCUCUCGCAGCUGCUACCCUCACCACCAGUGUGAACGGUUCUGCGAUGCCGCAGGCCGGCUCGUCUGGUUGCCAGCCCAGCUUUGAGGGUAGCUUCCAGAUCAAGGUUGUGUCAGGAUCCACCCCGGCAACCCCCAGGAUGAUGAAGCGCGCCCAGUGCGGUUCCUCCGGAAGCCUUGUAGCCACCUUGAAAGACGGUGUUCUCACGGACGCACAGGGCCGCAUUGGAUCAAUCGUGUCCAACCAUCAAUUCCAGUUCGACCCCGCUCCUGGCCAGGUAAACGCCAUUACCACCAGCGGAUUUUCCGUCUGCAACAACAAGCUCGGCUUGAGGGGCUCCACCAACUUCUUCCAAUGCCGCUCGGGUAACUUUUUCAAUCUAUAUGAUGAGUCCAUCGCCCCGCAGUGCGAGCCGAUCACCAUCGACAUCAUCAGCUGUGCCAGCGGUGGUGAUCCUCCCGGUGAUCCACCAGUUUCUCAGGUGGGAGAUGGCCAGCCCCAGAGCGGUGCGGGACAACAGCUGGGAGAUGGCCAAGUCCAGAAUCCUGCUGUGGCGCAGCAGGGAGGUGCCGCAGGUGAGGCUGGAGAGGGGCAAAUCCAAAGCCCCGGUGCACAGCAGGGAGGUGCCGCAGGUGAGGCUGGAGAGGGGCAAAUCCAGAGCCCCGGUGCUCAGCAGGGCGGCUCUGGCACCCAGCCUGGAGCACCUAGCGGUGGAACCUCCGGCACUCAACCAGGUGCUGGGAGUGGGAGCGGAGGAGGAGCCAGUCCCAGCGGCGGUGGAGCUAGUGGCGGCGCACCAACUUGUGCUUCGUGCGCGGGAGGCUCACAGCCGAGCGGCAGUGGCGCAGGAGGAGGAGGCGGCGGCGCCUCUGGUGGUCAGCAGCCCGCUGGAAACAACGCAGGAGGAGGCGGUGCCUCUGGUGGUGGACAACCCUCUGGAAGCGGCACGGGAGGAGGCGCUGCUCAACAAAUCAACGAUGGUCAGCUGCAGAGCGGCGGAGGAGGCGGUGGAGCUUCCAAUGAAGCUGUCGAGGGUCAAAUUCAGAGUCCCGCUCGAUUCUAAGGGUUUCAACGGGGUAAUGAGUGUCUGGUAACGGAUGGCGAUGGAAUAAACGUAUAGGCAAAACUUUAAUAGAUUGUAUAGAG